AUGGAUUUGGUGUAUGGUGGAGGAAGUGUAGGGCUGAUGGGGUUGGUUUCACAAACAGUUUAUGACGGUGGAUGUCAUGUUCUUGGAGUUAUCCCAACAGCCCUUGUUCCACUUGAGAUAUCAGGCAAUUCAGUAGGAGAAGUGUUGAUUGUAUCGGAUAUGCAUGAAAGGAAGGCUGAGAUGGCUCGUCAAGCCGAUGCUUUCAUUGCACUUCCUGGUGGGUAUGGAACCAUGGAAGAGUUGCUUGAGAUGAUAACAUGGUCUCAGCUUGGAAUCCAUGACAAACCAGUGGGUCUCUUAAAUAUUGAUGGGUAUUAUGAUUGCUUGCUUCGUCUGUUUGACAAAGGCGUGGAAGAAGGAUUUAUUAAUUUAUCUGCAAGGAACAUUGUCAUAUCUGCAAAAACUGCUCAAGAGCUGAUACAGAGGAUGGAGGAAUACAUACCUUUGCAUAAUCAAGUGGCACCAACCCAAAGCUGGAAUGUGGAAGAAAACCAUGCAAAUCAUAAAAGGGCUUGA
Prunus armeniaca (apricot) is the source of this 516-nucleotide messenger RNA. NCBI's taxonomy places the organism in Eukaryota, Viridiplantae, Streptophyta, Magnoliopsida, Rosales, Rosaceae. The record is from the annotation of a GenBank genome assembly.